AUGGCUGUGUCCAAUUACAAAGGUCAGAUUCCAUUUCGUGUCAAAGGUCAAACCAGCUGUAUUCACCACAAGGGGACAUGUCUGGACGUUUACUGUGAAGAAUGUAAAGAACUUGCUUGUAUGAAGUGUCUAUCUACUGUACAUCAGAGUCAUACAGUGUGUGAUCUUAGGGAAAUGACACUCCAAAAGAAACAAGACAUUCAAAGCUUCGUAAACAAAACUGAGAAAGUGGACCUUGUACAAAUCGACCAGUACAUCACUUCUACUGAUAAACAUCUAAAGGACAACACCAGUAACAUUGAAAAACUUUCGCACCAGUUGAAGACACAAACAAACAAAUUAAAACAUGACCUUGACCUGUUAACAGUUCAGACUCUGUCUCUCUAUCAACAAAUGGAGGAGGAUAACACCAAGCUACUACAAACAUACAAACAGGACCUGGAAAUGUACAGUACUCAGUUAAAACACCAAGUACAGGAAUGUAAGAUAGCACUUCAGCGUGGCUCUGACAUACAAGUCUACGACACAGGACAUGAGAUUCAAUCUUCUGCCACUCUCCCUGUAAAACCUACCCUGUGUACUGCUAGCUUCAGUCCGAACCAAAAUCCUCAGGGUCACCUGGAACAAGCUUUUGGAGAAGUUAACACCUCAGAUCAAUGUCAGGGUCAGGGCUUACUUGGAUCAUCCACUGGACAAAGACUUCCCUCUACACAACACAGAUCAAAAGGGGAAAAAGAAUUGACCAGUCCAGUGUAUAUUCUGUUGCCUCAGACCAAGGUGUUGGGGGAGUUGAUUUCUCCAUGUGACAUUACUUCUGUAUGUCCCACCACUGAUGGUCAGGUGUGGACCAGUUACUUUUACAGUAACACCUUAACUCUCCUGGACAGGAAGGGACAAGUUAUUCAGGAGGUUACACACCAUGCUGAGAUCAUAGACAUAAGUCUGUCACCCACAACCAACACACUGUGGGUCUGUGACAAGGAAAACAACAUCACAGAGCUCGUGUCAGGAGGACUAGUACACAUAUUCAGUACCAGGAAGACACCACAGUGUAUCUGUAUUACAGCUAGUAACCAUGUCAUUGUGGGGAUGGCAAAACACCUCUCAAAACUUACCACAAAAGGUAAAUUGGUAUGUACUACACCAGCUACAGGGACUGGGAAACCAUUAGUGUGUAGACCAUACAGGAUCUCAGAGUGUCCUGUCACUCACAAUGUCGCAGUGGUUGACUUUGAUAAUAAAAAUCAAGGUGGUGAAGGGAAACCACGUGUUGUUGUCAUGGAUACAGAUUUCAAGGAACUAUUUGUGUAUGAUGGUGAAGUCCUCCAUACAUAUCAACCACCAUCACAGUCAGAAGGUGAAAGGUUUAACCCAUAUGGUGUGGUGUAUGACAGUGUGGGUAACCUUGUCAUCGGGGACUUUAACAACAAGAGUGUCGUACUCAGCAGUGGGUGUGGUGAGUUCCUCAGGAUCUUACACAAAGAUGGUUACUGUGCCUAUGCUAUUGGAGUAGACAAGAAGGAUGUCCUGUGGGUUGUGUUUGGGGUUAACAAAGUGAAACUCCUACAGUACAGCAGUGUGUGA
This is a messenger RNA of Mizuhopecten yessoensis (Yesso scallop), 1584 nucleotides long. RefSeq lists its product as uncharacterized. The record is from RefSeq and is a predicted model, not a curated record. NCBI's taxonomy places the organism in Eukaryota, Metazoa, Mollusca, Bivalvia, Pectinida, Pectinidae. The coding region runs from base 1 to 1584 and encodes 527 amino acids. Gene Ontology annotation, molecular function: zinc ion binding. The transcript has a single exon.